This is a messenger RNA of Erythranthe guttata (spotted monkey flower), 905 nucleotides long. RefSeq lists its product as uncharacterized. Gene Ontology annotation, cellular component: cytoplasmic dynein complex. NCBI's taxonomy places the organism in Eukaryota, Viridiplantae, Streptophyta, Magnoliopsida, Lamiales, Phrymaceae. The record is from RefSeq and is a predicted model, not a curated record. Gene Ontology annotation, molecular function: dynein intermediate chain binding. Gene Ontology annotation, biological process: microtubule-based process.
ACCCUGGACAAAAUCAAGCAGCCACCACGAGAGGAGGAACACCACCACCACGGCGGCGGCGGAAAAAGACCACUACUACUUGGGCACGAAGACCAAGGCGGCGAAUGAAAAAGACGGUCCGAAGAAAACGGUUCCCAAGAAAGACCCACAAAAAAGAUCGUCUUUUGAUGCACAAUUGAUGAAUGAAGAUGUGAAAAUGGUGGGGAGGAGCUCUGUUUCUUCAAUCCCUCCUCCAAUGGCGAACGGAGGAGGAGGGAGGAGGAGGUCAUUUUGCAGCUCGCAGGUUGAGCUGGCUGACUUCUUCUCCGCCACCGGUGUCAGGGUUGUCGCCGUCGAUAUGCCGCCGUUCAUGCAGAUUCACGCCGUCGAUUGUGCCAGGAAGGCGCACGAUAGCCUCGAGAAGUUCACCUCCAAGACUCUUGCUUUCACACUCAAAAAGGAGUUUGAUGGUGUAUAUGGACCAGCUUGGCACUGCAUAGUAGGGACAAGUUUUGGAUCAUUUGUCACACAUUCAGUAGGUGGAUUUAUGUACUUUUCUAUGGAUCACAAGAUUUACAUCCUCCUCUUCAAGACCACUGUACAAAGAGCCCAAGAAUUAAAUUAAAUUUAUAUUUAAAUUUCAUCAACACUAAUUUCAUAAUAGACAGUGUUUUUUGUAAUUGGAAAGAAAGGACAUUUUGCUUGUCUCCCCCUUUGUAGUUUGUACAUCAUUAAUGAAUGGCUAUACCAAGAAAAUGUUUGCUCUUUUGCUGUAUGGUCCUUCCAUUUUGAAGAAAUUGUCAAAAGGCCCUUUAUGGAAGAAGUGUGGGGGGCAAGAGAAGUGUUGUGUAGUUAAAGUUAGAUCACAUGAUGUAAUAAUAAUAUGUCUUUUGCUAUAGAUUCUAUCAAAAUUUGGCCCCUUUUAA